This is a messenger RNA of Cuscuta europaea, 929 nucleotides long. Lineage: Eukaryota; Viridiplantae; Streptophyta; Magnoliopsida; Solanales; Convolvulaceae. The record is from the annotation of a GenBank genome assembly.
CGUCAAGAAUUCAGUGGCAUAAUGGCAUUCAAUUCUCUUCACUAUUCCCCAUACACACAGUCCCUCUCUCUCCCACUCUGCUGUAUCGCUUUCUGCAACAAAAUUACUCUCCAGAUUUACUCCUCCCAACACCACCACUCUUUGUCCACAUGACUCCUCCUCCUCCCUCUUUACUAUUCCCCACUCUCUUAUCAACAUUGCCAUACCUCCUCUUCGCCUUCUCCUUGUAAUUUUCUCCGUCCAAUUCCAAAAAUUUAUGCCGCUUAUGCUUCGGAUACAAAGAAAAGACACGAAAGGCCUUUUCCCAACUGAGUUGGCGAGAUGAAGGCCUUUGGGGGCUUCUCAGUUUUGGUGUUGGUGAUAGGGGCUGCUUUCAUCUACCUUUUCUACUCCACCGCCCAAGAUUGCACCUUUUCGAGAUCAGGUGAGCCUUUGACAUGGCAGAGGUGUGGAAUGACUACCACAAUCAAGAACCGGAAGCUAAAGGAUAGUGGUGUCUAUGACAAAAAAAACCUUGAUCAGGAGACAGCUGCAGGAAAGUUGAAUUUGGAAGACUAUGGGCCUAUCGAUCCAGUACCAAGUUCAAAAGCUUCUGUGAGGCCCGGUCCUAUCAAACAUGACACUCCUUUCUUGCCUUACCUUCCUAAACCUCCUGCUCCUCCUCCUAAAGGUGCUUAACCUUGAUGAGCUGACAUGAUCAAUCUCGGAAGCGCCAUUUCUCUCCAUCAAUGUGUAUGCAUUAAGCAUUUAGCAGUUCACAAAUGUAAUCUGAAUAAUUUAAGUAGCUGAGGCAGUUUUAAUUCGUGCGCCAUUUCAGUUUCAUAUGCUCUUGCCUGAAGAGUAAACCUUUAUUUGGUUGAGUGAUUUUCUCAGGAACUGGCUUGUUUGUUUUGGUAUCAUAUUUGGUAUGAAUAAAAAUUUCAUUAUAA